AUGACGUCGCCCUGUCAUUCCUGCAGCAGGGCCUGUGCCCCAGCUUGUGCAUCAGGUCCCAAAGGUACGACUUGUGCGGCUCCUGCCAGCUAUGGAGGCUCUAUUAAGUUGUACACAAAGCAUGGUACUCUCAAAUACCAGACAGACUGUGCUCCAAACAACGGGUAUUUCAUGAUUCCCCUCUAUGAUAAGGGGGAUUUCAUUCUUAAAAUUGAACCUCCUCUGGGAUGGAGUUUUGAACCGACCAGUGUAGACAUCCAUGUAGAUGGCAUUAAUGACAUUUGCACAAAGGGAGGCGAUAUUAACUUUGUGUUCACAGGGUUUUCUGUGAAUGGAAAGGUUCUCAGCAAAGGUCAGUCGUUAGGUCCUGCUGGAGUCCAGGUUGUACUGAGAAAUGCUGGCAGUGAUGUAAACUUACAGGCAACUAUUACCCAACCUGGAGGAAAGUUUGCUUUCUUUAAAGUGCUUCCUGGCGAAUAUGAAAUCUUUGCAUCUCAUCCCACCUGGAUGUUGAAAGAGUCAAACACAGUGGUACGGGUGACCAGUUCUAAUGCUUAUGCUGCUAGCCCUCUGAUUGUUGCUGGCUACAACGUGUCUGGGUCAGUAAGGAGUGAUGGAGAACCAAUGAAAGGGGUCAUGUUCCUGCUUUUCUCCUCCUCAGUGACCAAAGAGGAUGUUGUGGGCUGCAAUAUUUCUCCUGUGGAUGGAUUCCAAUCACGAGAUGAGUCUCUCUCCUAUUUGUGUAAUGUUGUAUCAAAAGAAGAUGGAUCUUUCAGCUUUCUUUCCCUUCCAAGUGGAAAAUACACUGUGAUACCUUUCUACAGAGGAGAAAGAAUUACCUUUGAUGUUGCGCCAUCUAGAUUGGACUUCUUUGUAGAACAUGACAGCUUACAAAUUGAGCCUGUUUUCCAUGUGAUGGGUUUCUCUGUCACAGGCAGAGUGUUGAAUGGUCCUGAAGGAGAAGGAGUUGCUGAUGCCACUGUGACACUAAACAAUCAGAUUAAAGUGAAAACAAAAGCUGAUGGAUCUUUCCGUCUUGAGAACAUAACAACAGGAACAUACACAAUUCAUGCCAGAAAGGAGCAUCUCUUCUUUGAUACUAUCACAGUGAAGAUCGCACCAAAUACACCUCAGCUAGCAGACAUCAUUGCAACAGGGUUCAGUGUAUGUGGCCAGAUCUCAGUAACUCGUUUACCUGACGCAGUCAAACAGAUCAGUAAAUAUAAGGUAACCAUGGUGCCUCAAGAUAAGGACAAAGCAUCAAUGGUUACAACAGAAACAGACCCUCAUGGAGGAUUUUGUUUUAAAGCAAAAUCUGGCGCAUACAGUGUUAAGGUAAUUAUUCCGGAGGCUGAGACCAGAGCAGGAUUGGCUUUGAAACCCAAAGUGUUCCCUGUUACUGUUACAGACAGACCAGUCAUGGAUGUGACCUUCUCUCAGUUUUUGGCAUCAGUUUCGGGGAAGAUCUCUUGUUUAGAUGCUUGUGGUGAUUUGGUGGUGAUGUUACAGUCUGUGAGCCGCCAGGGUGAGAAACGUAACCUCCAGCUCUCUGGACGUACAGACUCAGUAGCCUUCGCGUUUGAAAAUGUGCUACCUGGCAAAUACAAAGUAAGCAUUAUACAUGAAGACUGGUGCUGGAAGAAUAAAUCUCUCGAGGUGGAAAUCAUGGAAGAUGAUGUUUCAGGAGUAGAAUUCAGGCAGACUGGGUAUAUGCUGAGGUGUUCCCUUUCUCAUGCAAUUACACUGGAGUUUUACCAGGAUGGAAAUGGACCAGAGAACGUUGGUGUUUAUAACUUGUCUAAAGGAGUUAAUAGAUUCUGUCUUUCAAAGCCAGGUGUGUACGAAGUAACCCCACGUUCCUGCCACCAGUUUGAACAUGAGUAUUACACUUACGACACGUCCUCUCCUAGCAUACUGACGCUCACUGCUGUUCGACACCAUGUCCUUGGCACGAUUGUAACAGAUAAACUGAUGGAUGUGACUAUUACCAUUAAGUCAUCCAUUGAUAGUGAACCUGCCUUAGUUUUAGGGCCGUUGAAAUCUGUGCAGGAGUUACGCAGGGAGCAGCAGCUGGCAGAAAUUGAGACCCGCCGACAGGAGAGAGAAAAGAAGGGCCAAGAAGAGGAGGGAACAAAGCCACCAGUGCAGGAGAUGGUGGAGGAACUUCAAGGACCAUUUUUAUAUGAAUUUUCAUACUGGGCAAGGUCUGGUGAGAAAAUUACCGUGACACCGUCUUCAAAAGAGCUUCUUUUCUACCCACCUUAUGUGGAAACAGUUGUUAGUGGAGAGAGCUGUCCUGGAAAGCUGAUAGAGAUUCAUGGGAAAGCAGGCUUAUUUAUGGAAGGGCGGAUUCAUCCUGAAUUAGAAGGUGUUGAGAUUGUCAUUGGUGAAAAGGGAGCGCCUUCUCCUCUCAUCACAGUUUUCACUGAUGACAAAGGUGCUUACAGUGUUGGGCCACUCCACAGUGACUUGGAAUAUACAGUUACUGCCCAGAAAGAAGGAUUUGUUUUGACUGCAGUAGAAGGAACAGUUGGUGACUUCAAAGCUUUUGCUCUUGCUGGAGUGACAUUUGAGAUUAAAUCUGAGGAUGACCAGGCUCUUGCUGGAGUACUCUUGUCUCUCAGUGGAGGGGUGUUCCGAUCCAACCUCCUUACACAGGAUGAUGGCAUGCUGACCUUUUCCAAUCUGAGUCCAGGGCAGUAUUAUUUUAAACCCAUGAUGAAAGAAUUUCGCUUUGAACCAUCAUCUCAAAUGAUUGAAGUGCAGGAAGGACAAAAUCUUAAAAUUCGGAUAACUGGUUACAGAACAGCUUACAGCUGUUAUGGCACGGUUUCUUCAUUAAAUGGAGAGCCUGAGCAAGGAGUCUCAGUAGAAGCUGUGGGGCAGGAAGGGUGUAGCAUCUAUGGAGAAGAUACAGUUACUGAUGAAGAGGGCAAGUUCCGGCUACGUGGCCUCCUGCCAGGCUGUGUGUAUCACGUACAACUCAAAGCUGAAGGCAAUGAUCAUAUUGAAAGAGCUUUACCACAACACCGGGCAAUUGAGGUUGGGAACAGCGACAUCGAUGAUGUUAAUAUUAUAGCGUUCCGGCAAAUUAAUCAGUUUGAUUUAAGUGGAAAUGUGAUUACGUCUUCUGAGUAUUUGUCCACGUUAUGCGUGAAACUCUAUAAAAGUGAAAAUCUUGACAACCCAAUUCAUACAGUCAACUUAGGCCAAUCCCUUUUCUUCCACUUCCCUCCACUGCUCCGAGAUGGAGAGAAUUACGUGGUGCUCCUGGAUUCUACGUUGUCUAAGUCACAGUAUGACUACAUCCUGCCUCAAGUUUCCUUCACUUCCAUUGGAUAUCAUAAGCACAUUACAUUGGUCUUUAGUCCCACUAGAAAGCUACCUGAGCAAGAUAUUGCCCAAGGAUCUUACAUUGCAUUGCCACUGACACUGCUUCUGUUGUUGGCUGGCUACAACCACGAUAAGCUUAUUCCCUUAUUGCUGCAGCUGACGACUCGACUGCAAGGGGUCCGUGCUCUCGGACAGGCAGGUUCUGACACAGGUGGCCCAGAGGAUGCGAAGAGACAGACAAAAAAACAGAAGACAAGAAGGACGUGAGGUGAAAGGGGUGGUUGCAUAAAGUGACACUCCAUCAAACUGAAUUCUGGGGAAGCAAAACUAAAAUACAUUUUUGAUAAAUGUGUGAUCUUCACAUUUUUGUCAUUGUGACCUGAGCGUGAUUUGUCACACGAGCUCCAUUUUGGUUGUAAAUUUUUUAUGAAGUUUAUAGGUUUACUUAUUAUAAAGUUAAUGAAAUGAAUGCAUCUGUUGUUACUGUGAGUACAUCUCCCAUACUUGAAGACAGUUCAUGAAUUCUUUUUCUCUUCAGUGGAAUGGGUUGUGUUGUCUUCAUUAAUGAUUUGUAAAAGCAGUGGUAAUAAACUGCUGAUUUCACUCUGUCUCUAUAUUUUGACAGUAUUUUUCCUUGCCUUUCAAAAUACCCACUUUACUCCCGAGAAGGAGCACAGAGGGAUUUUGCUAAAUCAGUGCUACUUGAAGCAACAAAGUUCUAGGAAGCAUGCAUGAACUGGUGAAUAAUGUCCUUGGCACUUCCAAUUGAGCAGCUUGAUUGAAGAUUCUGUUACCUGCACAGCUGUGAUCUCAGUUCUUAUCCAAUAAAUACUUGAUUUGAAUCAAAGAUAACAUAUUUGCCCAAUGAAGACAAAUCAUUAAUGUCACGUAAGAUUAGUUGAUAAUAUCAGGUGAGUUCUGCUGAUCCUAGUGCAAAAGCAGUGUUUAAAUUUCAAGUUCAUGUACAGUGUGAUCUCUUUAGACCUCCGGUAUUCCUGUAGUGGCUACAGCUGGUUAGCUAGUUGCACUGCUCUUUCCAAAGUUGGAUUGUGUUGUGAUAUUUGUCUGUGUGUCUGUCUCAUCUCGUGCUCAGGCAAUGUGUAACAUAUUUGCCAGUUGCUGAUGGAUUAUUUUCUUUUUUUCCCCCAAUUAUUUUAAGAAGUGUUAGCUUUUGGAAACCUUCAACAUGCACAGUCCCAAUAAUGUAGACCGAAAUGAAUAAUGACCUACUUCUUAUAGGCCAUCUUUUGAUUCUUGUUUGAAACAGACAGUUAGACAUACACAGUUUAAAUGUUAAUGGGGCUUUUUAUUGACAAAUAGUAUAAAGGUUAAUAGAGCUUUUGAAAGAUGAACAUAAAUGCCUACAAAUAUUGCAAAGACAUUGGUACUGCCAGUGAGUGGCAAUGUUUCUCUUUUAUAGUACUUGAAAUAAAGUCCCUUUAUGUUUAAAUAUUGAAGCUUACAAAUGCUACUUCAGAAAUCUGGAUACAAAAAUUGCUUCAGUUUGGUCCUAAAUAUUAAAACUUCAUUUACUGAUUCUUCUACUUGAACUGGCAUUUAUACAACGCAAUCUGUCUGAGGGAAACUUUACCAAGAUUGUAAUAAAAAUGAAGAAUAUAAAAAAAAGCAUGUGUGUAUAAAGCUUGAGAUGAAGCUUUAACAAACUGUCAUGCUCUCAGCUUAAUGACCUCAUGUUUUGUGGUUUGCUGUGAUGAAAUAUGUAGGGAAAAAAAACAUAGUGUUGGAGGCCUUGUAUUAAAAAUGUACAAUUUUUAUGUCUUUAUUUUAGGUUGGUGAGCGUUGAUAAGGGAAUUGCUACUUGGGGGAGUUGUGUGAGGAAUGAAUGAUAAUUUAAUGUGACUUGAAGGACUACCAGAUAUUCUGACCUCUGAACUGUGGGACUUGAUGAUUGACAUUAAACAUUGGAAAUGCUGUUAAUAAAAAGGCACUGAUGCUUGCUAA
Meleagris gallopavo (turkey) is the source of this 5295-nucleotide messenger RNA. NCBI's taxonomy places the organism in Eukaryota, Metazoa, Chordata, Aves, Galliformes, Phasianidae. The record is from RefSeq and is a predicted model, not a curated record.